Nannospalax galili (Upper Galilee mountains blind mole rat) is the source of this 4586-nucleotide messenger RNA. It is a transcript of the gene Cavin4, whose product is annotated as caveolae associated protein 4. The transcript is spliced from 2 exons. The coding region runs from base 376 to 1485 and encodes 369 amino acids. Gene Ontology annotation, biological process: regulation of gene expression. Gene Ontology annotation, cellular component: cytoplasm; caveola. The record is from RefSeq and is a predicted model, not a curated record. NCBI's taxonomy places the organism in Eukaryota, Metazoa, Chordata, Mammalia, Rodentia, Spalacidae.
GAAAUGAUCCAAAGUCAAAAAGCUUCUCCCAAGAUUUGGAGUUUGCAUUUUGUUACUUGGCUUGUAGGCUUAGAAUGAGCGACAUCGUGGCUUAGGGAACUUCUUCAAACUGCUUUCCUCUUCCACCCACACAGGCUUAUUUGAGUCCCUUAGUCAGUCAGCAAGCAUGUUUGGAACCAUCCCCAGUGCUUUGCAAGGGCUCGUGUUGCAGAGCAGUCACGUAUGGGCAUUUGUAGUUAUAAAUACUUGACCACUCUCCAGGGUGGGGUUUUCAACCUUUUAAGCAGCUUUGUUCCCUGUUACCAAGCUGACUUUUGGCCUCAAGUGCCAGAAUUGAUUGCUAUAGGGUCAGUCUUUCUCUGAGAAAGAAAUAAAAUGGAACAUACUGGGUCUGCUUCAAAUGCUGGUAAAGUCCACCAGAAUCGCCUGUCCGAUGUUACUGAAGAUGAAGACCAGGAUGCUGCUCUUACCAUUGUGACUGUGCUAGACAAAGUAGCCACUAUCGUGGACAGUGUGCAGGCAAGCCAGAAGAGAAUAGAGGAGAGACACAGAGAGAUGGAAAAUGCUAUCAAAUCUGUCCAGAUUGACCUGCUGAAGCUGUCACAGUCACACAGCAAUACGGGCUAUGUCAUCAACAAGCUGUUUGAGAAGACACGGAAAGUCAGUGCUCACAUUAAAGAUGUGAAGGCCCGGGUGGAAAAGCAGCAAGUGCAUGUAACCAAAGUUGAAACCAAGCAAGAAGAAAUAAUGAAGAAAAACAAGUUCCGCGUGGUAAUAUUCCAGGAGGAGAUUCAGUGUCCCACAUCCCUGUCUAUUGUUAAAGACAGAAGUCUACCUGAGAACCAGGAGGAGGAAGAGGAAAUCUUUGAUCCCCCAAUAGAUCUCUCAUCGGAUGAAGAAUAUUAUAUUGAAGAAAGCAGAUCUGCCAGGUUUAGAAAGUCAGGCAAGGAGCACAUUGAUCAUAUCAAAAAGGCGUUUUCCAAAGAAAACAUGCAGAAGACACGGCAGAAUUUUGACAAGAAAGUGAGCAGAAUUAGAACCAGAAUAGUCACGCCUGAGAGGAGAGAGAGACUGAGGCAGUCAGGAGAGAGACUGAGGCAAUCGGGAGAGAGGCUGAGGCAAUCGGGAGAGAGGCUGAAACAGUCCGGGGAAAGAUUUAAGAAAUCUAUUUCGAAUGCUGCUCCCUCAAAGGAAGCUUUUAAGAUACGCAGCCUUAGGAAAGCUAAGGACCCCAAGGCUGGAGGUCAGGAUGGGGACAGGGAGAUGGGUGUGGACAUCAUUACAGGCAGCCCGGCCCUGGGCCCCAUCCAUGAGUUUCACCCUGAUGAGCUCACCGAAACAGAAGAGGAGGUGGCCAGGGUAGGGUACACUCCCCAAGAAGGAGGAAACCCCCCAACUCCUGAGCCAUUGAAGGUGACUUUUAAACCUCAGGUUAGAGUGGAGGAUGACGAGUCACUCUUGGUGGAUUUAAAGCAGUCGUCAUAAAGAGGAAUUAAGUAUAAACAUAAAUUUGUUUAAUCCUGCAGUUGUAGUUUGAAUAGCAUAGUCAUUUCUUUUAUAUGCCAAUAGGAAAAUAAAUGGUAUGACUGUUUCUUGUAUAAUAUACAUAUUAUAUACUUUUUCUCCUAAAUUCCUUGAGAAUUCUUUUUAUUUCCCCUGAGCAUAUUACGAUUCUGAUGGCUUUUUCUUUUCAUAUGCCACCUUUUCAUGGCAGCUGUGGUUUUUUAAAAAUUCCUUUCUCUUGGCCCCUGAGAAAAUAGUUGCCUGGCUCAGGUCAGUUAUGUGCUUGGUCAUUCAUGAAGGACAAACUGGAGAUUUGAGUCAGUCUCAAAGGGAAGUAACUAAUGUGUAGAUCAUAUCAUCCAUAUGUUCACAUCAAGAGAUGCAUUAGUAAAGUGGUAAUGACACUCCCUUUGAAGCUCUUGGGGGGGCACAGAUUAAAGCAGUUAGCUGUAGCACCAUAGCUUUUUUACGAGUGAGAGAUUUGGCAAGUUGCCUGCUUAUUCUUCCUGAUAGGAAUGGGGAGGGUUUGCCUGCCCUGCCCUCCUUGAGAGAUUUGUGAAGAUCAAAGGGGACAUCACAUGCUUUGUGGGAACGAGAUGCACAUCCAGGAAAGUGUAAACCACGCUGGUUCCUCAAAACAGAAUGAAACAGUGACACCUUGUGAGAAGCCCCUCAACACCAGGUAGUGAGGGCCUGCCUGGCUUGAACAGAAACUAAAGCUGGUCUUCAGAAGUCUGCUUCCAGAAUCAGGAGUGGAAAAGAAAUCUUUGGAUGUCCACUUUUUCAUCAUCAAAGACUGAAAAUAAACCUGGGGUUUUAGCUGGGUCGUAACAUGUUCCUUGGAAAAUGUUUAUAAUUUUUCUUAGGUUUGGAUGUGAGGUGGACUGUUGUAGCUUUUUUUUUUUUGAGCAGCUUGAGGUGGAAAGCUGGGGCUCUGUUGUCAAAUGGAUUUUCUAAAGUCUGCUGUGAUGUGGUGGGCAUGGAAGUGACCUUCAACAUUUAUGUUUUAAUGAUCCCUUUAGGGCCCACCCGUCUAAAACACUAGCUGUAAGCAUUUGUCACAACCAUGUGGAGAAAGUCAGAUUCCACUUAGCUCUUGGAUUUAGGCCUGCGCAGUCAAGUAGCUGUUGCUGCUAAAGGAACAGACAUGCUGAUUCUGCACUUCCAGCGUGCUGAAGUCUUCCCAUCAUUUUAAUUUUUGUUCUUUUUGAGACAGGGUCUCCCUGUAGCCCCAAGCUGGCCCGGAACUUGCUUUGUAGACCAGGCUGGCCUUGAACUCACAGAGACCCACCUGCCUCUGCCUCCAGAGUGCUGGGAUUAAAGGCGGCCUCCACCAUGCCUAGCUGCCCUCAUUUUUUUUAAUAUGGCAGAAAUGGUAGAAUUAUUGAUGUUUGAUCCCGUUUUUUUCUGAUGUUUGGUUCAAUUUUGAAUAAUCACAUAGUAGUUAAAAAUAUGCAGGCAUGGGAAUGCAUGCCUGAAUCUAGAACUUAAAAGACCGAGGCAGGAGUAUCAUAGGUGAAUGUGAGGCCAGACUGGACUAUUAAAAACAGUACAGGGGCUGGAGAGAUGGCUCAGCGGUUAAGAGCACCAGCUGCUUUUGCAGAGAAACUGGGGGUUUUGUUCCCAGUACCCACAUGGUUGCUAAUAACUUGCUGUAAUUCCAGUUCUAGGGGAUCUGACUCUUCUCGCCUCCUUGGGCAUUGCAUGACAUGGGUGCACUUACAUCCACGAAGGCAAAACACUCAAACACAUACAAUAUUAAAUAAAUUAAAAAGUAUAUAUACACUCAUGUACAUACAUAGAGUCAGCUUUAAAGCAUUUAACUCAGUUACCCAGAUGGGUGAGUUUGAUUCAGCAUAAUUUUCUUUUCACUCAGCCCAAAGACAUAAGAUGACAAUUUUGUUAUGUUUUUAAUAGAAAACUAAAACAUAUGCAACAUUGAAUAAAAUGUUGAAAGAAUAAUUCUAAAAACAUUUUUAUUACAGCUUACAAGGAGCUUGGACGGCCAAUAAUGAGUUUGGACUGCCAAUAAUAAAUUUAAAUUUAAAAGGACGUUAUUCCGAAAUGUGGUGUCAGUGUCAUAGCUGUAAAUGUUUUAACCAAUGAUGAAUGGAAAGGGCAGCAUGCAAAUGAAGCCUGAGGUAGUAGUCCUUUGAGGCUAGGAAGAAUAUAGAAAAGUUACAAGAGUUUUGUUUCUAGUACUGUGCAUCAGUUGAGCUAAAAUAUUUUUCUGCAUAUAUCAAGGAAUUUUGUUUACUGACAUGUUAUAUAACUAGCUUGACAUCUUAUGAAAUAUUACACAUGUCGAUAUAUUAGAAUUUGACAGGGAAGGAGUUAUAAACCUGAUAAAUUCUUCAUCCUCAUAGAGUUUAUGCAACUCCAGAAACACUAAAACAGUUUCAUGCUCCUAGAAGUUCAUGGUAAUUUUGUGCUGUGUUCUUGCUACCCAGAAGUUUCCCUCUAUGUCAUAAAUGUCUGUCGACAUUUCUUCCCAUGUUUAAUUCCUAAUGCCCCUGUUCUUUAUUUCUUUUACUUUCACCCUGCUUUCUUGGUGCAAAGAUAAGGGGCUGUAAAUCUCACAUCCCGUUUAACAUAAGGAAUAGUCUAGACAAUGUUAUUUUGAAAGUUUCAGAGAACACCAAACGGGUUGCUUACUCCUCUGUGAUAUGGAGAUUGUUCACAUCAGACUUUAAACAAUUUAUUCACGAGAAACACUUAGUAGGACUUAACCCUUUCCACAUAAUGACGCAGAGCAGUGCAGCAGCCAUGGACACCAGGGGAGGGGCACUCACUUCAAAGCUCUUCAGAGUAGAAAGAAGGGACGUGCAAGUGUGUGUGCUGCCGGUGAUGGUCCAGGUGUCCUGAGCGAACAGCAUCCUGACUCAACGCUUACAGGUUGGAGAAGCUGCUGAUGCAGGACACUGGAGUACAUGGAAGUUCAUCUUGGUGACAGUGGACUUGUGUACGUUCCCAAAAGCAAGUUUUCAUAAAUGAAAGAUACAAACCCAAUUUAAAAAAAAAAUACAAACCAUUUUGACUUCAUUCUUUGCUUUCGUACACAUUAAAGGAUUUGGUUGAGAACA